Prunus avium (sweet cherry) is the source of this 1659-nucleotide messenger RNA. RefSeq names its product putative cyclin-A3-1. The record is from RefSeq and is a predicted model, not a curated record. Lineage: Eukaryota; Viridiplantae; Streptophyta; Magnoliopsida; Rosales; Rosaceae. Gene Ontology annotation, biological process: mitotic cell cycle phase transition. Gene Ontology annotation, molecular function: cyclin-dependent protein serine/threonine kinase regulator activity.
GAAGCAAUUCAAAGCAGGGAACCAAAAUGGAUCCGAAAACAUUAAAACAGAAACCCAAAGGCGCCAACUUUAGUUUUCAAAGUGGCGCUCCCAUUUUACUCCCUACAAAACUCUCUUCUUUCUCUUUCACCCCUCAGAACCUCUCUCUCUCUAACCCAAACAAAACCUCGACACUCACAGAUUCGCUAGGGCCAUGGCGGAGAAGGAGAACUGCGCCCGGGUCACAAGGUCAAUGAAGAGGAGGGCCGAAGCUGCCAUGGGCCAAGAGCAGCCGGCCACCAAGAAACGCGUGGUCUUAGGAGAGCUCCACAUCCUCCAAAACGCCGUCGUUCCGGCGAAUAACAAAAGUUCUGCGGUGGAGCCGCAGGUGCAGAAACGCGGAGCCAAAGCCAAGGCGAAGAAAGCACUGCCCGAGAAGAAAACGGAGACGCCGACGACGCCGGACAUUGAUUCCACGUCGGAUGACCCUCAGAUGUGUGGGCCUUAUGCUCGUGACAUUUAUGAUUAUCUUCACAAGCUCGAGGCGGAUCCAGAUAGAAGGCCUUUACCUGAUUACAUGACAAAGGUUCAAAAGGACAUCACUUCUAAUAUGAGGGGAAUCUUAGUAGACUGGUUGGUGGAAGUUGCAGAGGAAUAUAAGCUCCUUUCCGACACUCUUUUCCUCACCGUUCUGUAUAUUGAUAGAUACCUAUCUUUGAAAGCUCUGGACCGCAAAAGGCUUCAGUUACUGGGUAUUUCUUCAAUGCUCAUUGCCUCAAAGUAUGAGGAGAUCAGCCCUCCACAUGUGGAACAAUUUUGUUACAUCACAGAUAAUACAUAUGAUAAGGACCAGGUGUUAAAAAUGGAGGCUGAUAUACUCAAGGCCUUAAAGUUCAACUUGGGAAAUCCUACAAUAAAGACAAUACUAAGGAGAUUUGCUAGAGUGACUCAAGAGAGCUACAAAGAUCCUAAUCUGCAGUUAGAAUUUUUGGGCUACUACCUUGCAGAGUUAAGUUUGUUAGAGUACGAGUGUGUAAAGUUUUUGCCCUCAUUGGUGGCUGCGUCUGUUACAUUUCUCGCAAGAUUUAUGAUCCGGCCAAAGUCUCAUCCUUGGACUCUGUCCCUGCAACAAUAUUCCGGAUACAAACCGGCUGAUUUGAGGGAAUGCGUCCUUAUCAUACAUGACUUGCAUCGGAGUAAAAGAGGAGCAACUUUACAAUCGAUAAGAGGAAAGUACAAAUCACAUAAGUUCAAAUGCGUGGCAACCAUAUCUUCUCCUCCAGAAGUACCGACUGACUAUUUUGAAGAUCUGAAAGAAUGAUUAUUUAAGUACAAGAAGAGUAGGUUUUAGCUGCAAGACGAGGGGUUUUUUUAACUCAAGUUUUUCAAGACGAAUGGUUGUGAUGUAUGCUUGGAUAUAUAUUUUUUGUAGGGUCUCAAUCUCAAUGGCGUUGCUUAGAUAGUCCCCACUAGCUUUUAAAAUUUCUUUCACUUUGCUAGAUUAUUUGUUGAUUAUGACAGAAGUUAGGAUAGCAUUUUGAGUGCAUUUGGUUGCUUUCGCUGGGAAUGUUGAGUUGUGAAAGCUUGUAAUAUUCCUCGUGUUUUCAAUCGCUGUAGAAAUUAUGUUUGUAAAUCACAGUUUCUCAAUUUUAUUUUUAACUUUUCCUGGUUUUUGUUUCA